Messenger RNA from Aspergillus glaucus CBS 516.65, 480 nucleotides. RefSeq lists its product as uncharacterized. Bases 46 to 204 code for a protein of 52 amino acids. The transcript has a single exon. The record is from RefSeq and is a predicted model, not a curated record. Lineage: Eukaryota; Fungi; Ascomycota; Eurotiomycetes; Eurotiales; Aspergillaceae.
CCCCUGGCGAUGGCGAUCUAUUCUAUCUAUCACUUGGUAUGCAAGAUGCACCCGGAACAAACUCCCAUUCUCUCACUGCACUCCCCGGAAGUCAUUUGGUCUCGCUACGCUACGCCUCUUCCCUGCCGGCACGAAUCCUUUAGUGUCGUCCCCAAGCGCCCCAGACCAUCUCUGGCACAUAUACCGCGUACGAGAACUACAUAGUUCCAAGCGAGGCCUCAACAAGUAACGACCUACAAAAGCGUCGAUUAUCCCCGGCGUCCUCUUGAGACCGUCCGCCAGUCAUCGCGACAGUGCCCGCGGGCAGCGAACCGCUCGGAGGAUACUCAGCUACCACGAAAGACAACAAAAAAAGGAAAGGAAAGCAAAAAGAACGAAAAGAAAUUGACAAGGGUGGGAUUCGAACCCACGCCCCUUGCGAGACACGGAAGCUUGCCGAAGCAGAGCUUAAGAGAUCCAGUAACCUGAACCGUGCGCCUU